Molecule: messenger RNA, 5847 nt
Organism: Dromaius novaehollandiae (emu)
Lineage: Eukaryota; Metazoa; Chordata; Aves; Casuariiformes; Dromaiidae
Gene: CIITA
Product: class II major histocompatibility complex transactivator
Exons: 19
Coding region: 118-3612 (1164 amino acids)
Biological process (GO): positive regulation of MHC class II biosynthetic process; positive regulation of transcription by RNA polymerase II; positive regulation of MHC class I biosynthetic process
Molecular function (GO): ATP binding; protein binding
Source: RefSeq, a predicted model, not a curated record
GCAGAGUAUAACUUUUUUUUUCACUUCAUCUUUUUGAUGCUGACUGAGUGGAUUUUUUUUUAAUUUAAGCAGUUUAGAUUUUGCUCAGACCUCCUUCAAACGUCUUCAGCUGCAGGUAUGAAUCUUUUUAAGGAGAUCCUGCCAAGAGUAAGGAAUAUUCUCUCAAGUGCUACAGCUUCUGAUGAUCAUGCAUUGCUUAACCUCAUGCUGAAAGAAGAUGUGAUAUCCAAGGAGUACCAUCAAACCUUGCUCCAUGAAAAAGACAGAGAGGACCUCGCAAGGAAGAUAUCUCUGACAUUUGUGGAAAAAUGGGACCUGUAUUUGAACACUUUGAUUCCCCUCUGUUGUUUAAAACUGUGUGGCAGUAAGCCUCAAAACAUCACAGAUAACAAGCCAACAGGAAGCAAGUACAUUUCUGACAGCAAGACACAAAUCAUGGAUUCAGCAUUUGUGUCUGAAAACGGCUAUCUCGAUUUGCUGCACAGUGAUAUCGAUCCAUUGCAUCUGUACACUCUCUUUGACCCUGCAUCAUCUGGACAUGAAGAAAGUGACUUCUCAGCAGAUCCUGAAAUUGAUACCAGCAACUAUGAUCAAUUCAGUAACAUGGAUUUCCUUUGUACAAUGGAAAAUGAUGAAAAUGGGGAUGAAUUGUAUCUCUGUUCCAACACAAGAGAAGCUUAUGCUAGAAUAGCUGAAUUAGCAGAAUAUGUGCUCAAAGAUCAGCAGGAGAAGCAGGUGGAAGACACUUUUGCAGGGAACCUUAUUUUGGAUGAAAUGGCUGCUGAAAACACUGAGAAAUUUACUGACGUGAAGAUGCAGAAAUGUCACAAACGAACUUUCUUAGGCUCUGCAGAGAGUUGCUCUGACGUUUCAGAACCCAAAUACAAGAAAAUUGGGUCUUCAGCACAUUUGAUUCCAGAGUAUCUGCCUGUCAGCGCGAAAGGGAGCCAAGAGAAUACAGAUUUUGCAGCUCCUCCUCAGCAGAUAAUUAACUUUCUUAUUGAAAAUGGCACAUCAAAUGUUAUAAUAUAUCCAGUGCUGACUUCUUCCACUGAAACACUGAUCCCCUCAAGUUUUCCAGUUAGUUUAUGUGGCUUAGAAGUGUUCAAAGAAGUGCAAGUUCCUAUAGUUCCUUCUGAAGAACCUUUCAAAAGACCAAGGUCAGUGGAAGGUUUUUGUACAUCCCUUAUGGAUUAUUUCCGAGACAUGUGCAAAUUUGUGGCCAUGGAGCGUGAAGUAACUCUUGACCAGCUGUUUAUUGAUGGAACUCUUGUUCAAGGCCAAAUUGAAACCAGGAGUGGGAAGAAUAGUGUAAAAGUAAUGGAAAAGGAGCUGGUGACUUGUAAUCUGCAAGGGAAGGAAAAGGCAGCCCUUGAAAGAAGCCAAAUAUUUCAAAUCCCAGGAGGUAAAGAAUUAGAGACUAAAGUGAUUGUGGUGCUAGGAAAAGCAGGAAUGGGAAAAAGCAUUCUUGUUCAGAAGAUCUGCCAGGACUGGUCCAAUGGAGAGUUUUCUCAGUUUGAAUUUGUCUUUUGGUUUGAGUGCAAACAAAUAAGCAUGCCUGAGAAGCGGUACAGCAUGAAGGAUCUGCUUCUUGAGUUUUUUGUAAAACCUCAAGAGGGAAGCAAUGAGGUCUUUGAAUACAUACUACAAAAUCCUGCUAAAGUCCUUCUGGUUUUUGAUGGCUUUGAAGGGCUGCAUGAUAAUGAGAAUUUUUCUCGUUGCUCAGACAGCAAGCCUGACAAAGAGGUAUACAGUAUAAAGGAGCUACUUUCAGGCCUCAUCCAAAAAAAGAUACUGAAUGGUUGUACUUUACUACUUACAGCAAGACCUAAAGACAAGGUGAGCCAGUAUGUGUCCAAAGUGGAUAAGACUGUUGAAGUAGUAGGAUUCUCCCCUCAGCAGAGAGAAUUAUUCAUAACCAAGUAUUUUGAAGGAUUAGCGUACUGUGAUAAGGCACUGAAAUUAAUCAAAGAUUGUCCGUACCUGUUCAGUCAUUGUUACAGCCCUGUUAUGUGUAGAUUUGUUUGUUUUCUCUGUGAGACAGUACUUGAAAUGGGAGAUGAAGACCUUCCUUCAACUCUUACUACACUCUUCUUGAAAUUUGUUCAGCAAAAGCUAACACCUAUGCAAAGAGAUGUUACAGCCAUGCAAAAUCAAGAGACUCUUGCUACAUUAGCCCGUAUAGCCUGGUAUCUUGGAGGAAAGCACCAAAGUGCCAUGAAAAGUGAUCUUCUUCCUUCUAAGGAAGUUAAAGAAUUUGCUCUGAAGUAUGGAUUCGUCCUGCCGUUUGCAUUCCCCAAACAUUCAGAUACUGGAGAAGAAGAAUUUGGGAGCACAUUCUCCAAUUUUGCCAUUCAGAAUUUCUUGGGUGCACUUCACCUUAUGUUAGCAGAAGAGAUCAAGGAUAAAAGCCUAACAAAGUACCUGUCUUUUCCAUCCAAGAAGAAAAAACCUUAUAACUGGUUAGACUUACUGCCUCGAUUUUUGGCUGGAUUGUUGUUCCUCCAGGAUGACAUGGACUUCUACUUCCUUUCAAACAAGGAUGUAAAACAAUCAACCAAGAAGCAGAAAACACUCUUGAAAUAUAUUAGAAGGCUGCAGAUAAAUGACCUCUGUCCAGAGAGGUUACUGGAGCUUUUCCAUUGCAUUUAUGAAACACAAAACAACUAUCUUUUGCAGCAUGUGGCCCUAAGACUCAAGCCAGAGCUGUCUUUUCUGGGUGUUGUUCUUACACCACCUGAUGUCCACGUGCUGUACUCUAUUUUAAAACGGUCAAGAAAAGAGUUUUCCUUGGAUUUGCAAAGCAGUGGCAUUGACAUGCAAGGGCUAAAAGACUUGAUUGGACUAAAGAAUGUGGCAUCAUUCAGGGCUUCCCUCAGAGAUACAAUCAGGCUCUGGAAGUCUUUAGAACAGACAAAAGAGUAUGAACUGCUGAGAAUGUCUACAGAGAAAUUUGUUCUUGAUCCCUUUAAGGCAAAGACGGUGAAGGACAUCAUUGACCUUUCUGACCUUGUAGAGAUGCAGAGGAAGAUAAUCAGUUGUGUGCAAGAUGUAUCUGGUUGGAACAGCUAUGAAAUUCCUGCCAUCAAAAACCUCAGAAAACUAGAAUUUGCGCUGGGUCAGGUGUGUGGCCUUCAGGGAUUCCUAAAACUUGUGGGAAUUCUUGCAGCAUUUCCAUCACUUCAGCAUUUAGACCUUGAAGCGCUGAGUGAAAAUGACAUAGGAGAUGAAGGAGCAAAGAGUCUAUCUGAAGUCUUUCCGAAGCUGACGUCGCUGGAAACAUUAAACUUAUCACAGAAUAAGAUAACAGAUGUGGGUGCAGAGAAACUAGCUAAAGCUCUUCCUUCCUUGUCUUCAUUGAAAACCCUUAGCUUGUACAAUAAUAGCAUUUGUGAUUUUGGAGCAGAAAAUCUUGCAAAAAUUCUUCCUGCAAUGGCAUCUUUAAGAGUGUUAGAUGUUCAAUAUAACAAAAUAACUGACGUUGGAGCCCAACAGCUGACUGACAGCCUAAGAAAAUGUCCCCAUAUUAAGAAUUUGCUGAUGUGGAAUCCUACCAUUCCCUAUGGAGUUCUUGAACACCUUCAUCAGUUGGAUUCUAGAAUUAGUUUGUAGAUUCAGUUGAUCCUAUAAAGGUAUCAUAAAGGAGAGCAGAAGGUCUCCUCUGUAUCUCCCUAUCUUCUUUGCUGCUUAAUGAAUCAGGAAAAGUGCUGAUUUUUCAUGACAGUGGCAAAAUGAAAAAAGUCACAUGUGAGCUCCUGGGUGAUUCCUGAAGUGGGUGAAUGAUAGAGUUCAAAUAUGUAAACUGUCUUUUAACAUGCUAUUCAAAGACUCAGUGUUUCCAUUGAAGUGAUGAUGUAACAUCAAGUUUCAAAGAUGAAAAGAACAUCUGGAUAUUGCGAUCACCAUUAAAUGUGAACAAGAGUCACCAGGAUAUUGGUAGUAUAAAACUGCUUCCUUGAUUCACCAAAGCGUAAGAUUGCAAGCUGCUGGACCUGCCACAUCUGAAGUAGUAAUAGAUAAAAUCUGAUUGUUUCAUGGUGCCGGUGCCAGUGGUAACUGCGAUUGAAUUUGGUUUGAUGAUUUUGGACUACCAAAGCUCAAUGAUUUUCACCCAUAAAUCUGGAUUGAUUUGAAGCGUUAGGGUCAGGAGCAUAAGAAUGAUCAGUCUGGAACACAGCUUGGUAUGGUAAAAUUAUCCAUAAGAAUCCAGAAGUGGCUCUUUUCUUCAUAUUUAUCAUCAAUGCUGUCUUAAAGGAUAGAAGGAGAUUUUUCGUUCAACUAAGUCUCUUGUUAUUGGUUCCCUCAAAAAGAAUUGGAAAAAGAAAGAGUUAAAGAGAAGAAAUGAAUUAAAAAUGGAAAACUAUUAAGGAUUUUUCUGAUGAUAUCACAGAAAUCCAAAUACUAUAAAGAGUUUCAGUUCAUUGCACAAAAAUCCUCCAAGUGACAAUCUUCAAAGUUUUUUAGCUUGUCUAAAAUGAGAUCUUAAAAGUGUUUUUUUUAUUUUAAGGAGUGAAAAAAAUGCACUUAUUUAUAUAUGGGUGUAAGUUACUAAGAAAUGAGAUUCUAGGUCACAAGAUACAUGUCAACUAAAAUAUUUGUGCAUAAAACUUUGAAGAGCUGAAAAAUGUUAGUUUGACUUCUGAAACAAAUUUUUCUUCUCAUUCAUAUACCUGGACUGGGAUUUAGUCUCUCACUUGCAGAUGGUAACAUAAAUGUACAAACAUCUAUUUUAUACUUGAAAGUGAAAUGACUACUUUGUGGGGUUUAUGAGACCUUCUUUUACAGAGUUAGGAAGAAUUAGACAAUGAUAGACAAUAGCAUAUUUCAGAGUGCUAGCAAGUGUCUGUUCUGCUGGCCUUGGUGUUCUGUGGGCCAAAUACUAGUCCUGCUGAUUCUAAUAGCAAAACAAUUCUCUCUCUCUCUCUCUCUCUCUCUCUCUCUCUCUUUUUUUUUUUCUUUUUUUUUUUUUUUUAGUUCAGUUCAGCUCUGGGAACAUGGAGAGAAUUUAUAAUCAUAUACAGACAGCUGUCAGGACCAGCAUUCUAAUUCCCUGUCCAGUUACAGGCUGAAGACAGGAAAACAAGACUGGAUGGAAAUAGCUAGGAAUGUUCUAUAUGCCUCAAAAAUUGGGAAGGGAGAUCUCUGUAUGUCAUGCUGCUAGCUCAGGGUUAGCUCAACAAAUCCUUUGAAAUCUCUUCUGCCAGGAAGAGUUGACAGAAUCCUGACCAAGGACCUAUGCAAACUGAAAUCUUUCCACUAACCUCUUGAAUACUCUGUUACUUGGUUUAAAAACAGUCACCCAUUUAAACAGUUUUAAAACACAAUCUUUAUGUUCUUUCCAGCAAAUUGUACUUCUCUGCUGAAAUUUUAGUGCCUGCAGAAUCUUGACAGCAGGGAGGGAGGGUGGACAAAUUAAGGAAGGGAGGAAAGUGUGUCUUUUGGAUUGUUUGUUUCUGUUAAUCAAACCUAGUUUGACCUAGUGAGUGGAGGUAAUAGUACAAGGGAGCAAGGUGAAAAACACUAGGCCGAUUGUGACUAUAACUAGAAAAUGACCAUUUUCUUCACAAUCUGCACAGCUUUUCAAAGCCUAGCCAGAGCAAUGCCGCUUUACAGAAAUAUUCUGCAGUUACUUCUCAGUGUGGCUAAAUUUGAGAAUGUGCUAAAUACUAGGCAGGACUCUGUCUGGUCUGCAUAAAAUGAUGUUGGGUAAACUACUGUUCUCUUUCUGUGAGGUAGUAGGAGAGGUAUGUUUAUACAGAUAAUGUACAGAUUGUAAAUUGUGAUGCAGUGUUUUUGAUAUUUUUGUAUGUCUUUCAAAAUGUAUUAAAAUAUUCCUUUUUACAGUAA